This is a messenger RNA of Naegleria lovaniensis, 1725 nucleotides long. RefSeq lists its product as uncharacterized. The transcript has a single exon. NCBI's taxonomy places the organism in Eukaryota, Heterolobosea, Eutetramitea, Acrasida, Naegleriidae. The record is from RefSeq and is a predicted model, not a curated record. Bases 1 to 1725 code for a protein of 574 amino acids.
AUGAAACUGGAACCUGUGAUCAUUGCAGCUGUAAAAAGUCACCUGCAUACCGUGUUUCUAAGAAAACAACAACAACGUCCUGUAAAUGAAGAGUUACCUGAUUCUUUGGUAAUCAAGAUGAGUAUGGAUGGAAGAAAAUUUGACGGACUUCAGACGGUGGUUGUAACUCUUUCAGUUUUAAAUCUUACAACAUUUGGAACUCAAGAGCGAAGAAAUGUUUUUCCUGUCGCAAUGUAUAUUGGUAAUGAACAGGAAAUUAUGGAUUAUUGUAAAAACUUUGCACAACAAGUCGAAAAGAUUUCGAAAGAUGGUAUACAAAUAACGAAAAAACAAGCAGACGCUUCGUUAAACAAAGAAAAUUUCAACAUGAAAGUGACUAUAAUAUGGGUUAGCGAUUUAAAAUCUCUGUCUUACGUGAGCGAUUUAUUAGAAGGCAAUAUGUUUUGUUUGAGAUGCGCAUGCUUGAAAUGUAAUAGCUUAAAUGGAACCUCCAUGCCAAGGUUUUUAAAUCACAAGUUUGGUAUUGAUUCAUCCAAAAUUUAUAUUUGCAUUCUCCACGCAGAAGAACGUAUUACGGAGCAUUUGGUAAAAUGGUCCCUUACAAAAGAAGAAUAUGAAAAAUUAGUGCUUGAAAGAGUAAGAAAACUACCAUGUUUUUCAUCUUCCUUUACAUUUCAUUCGACCCAAGUUAAAAAUACAUCAGACGCAGAAGAAGAUCCAGUAUUAGAAAACGAGGACUAUAAAUUCAUGUUGACUGGAGGAAUGGUUGAAGUUAUCUCACAGCAUUACAAGACAAUUUUUGAAAAUGUUGUUACGGAUGAAAUGAUGGAAAUUUGGGAUCAGUGGAUUAUUGUUCGUCAAUGGCUUAAAAUGACAAAUGAUGAGCGAGCAAAGAAAACAGAGGAAGAGCUUUUAGAAUUUUAUCAAUUAUUAACUAAAUGGCAUAUCAACAUUGUAGAACUACGAUCAAGCGUUGGAGUGCUUCCGUAUUACAUACACAUUAUUGUGCAUCAUGUAAAAGAAUUUUUCGAUGAAAUUGGUUCUCUGGUUCCUGUUUCCAAUGAAGCAGUAGAAGGUUCUCAUCAACAUGACCAUUUUAUAACAGAAAGAGCAACAGCAAAAGGUAAAAAGAAAUACUUUUUCGAUGAAUAUGUGAAAGAUAGUAAUACUGUGUGGAACGAGAUGAGUAUUUAUACAGAGCCAGACUUGUCUAUUGAUGAGUUUAACAAUAUAUUUAAAUAUGAAAAACAUAUUCCAAGAAAAGAAGACAAAAGAGAAUGGAAUCAAUUGUUCCAAAUUUUCCAACUGAUUGUGAAAAAACUUAGAGUAUUAUUUCUCUCUUUCAGGUCUGAUGAAGAUACUACAUUUGAAAGAAUAGAAGAAAGAAGUGGUGACAAGGUUAAGGAGAGAUGGAAUAGCUUCAAUGAUCUGAAAAUCAAGGAUCGAGUAAUAAUUGAAAGUGAUCAAUCAACUGCUACUAAUUUACAGUCUUCUCGUUCAGAAUUAGAGAAAUCUAAGCUGGAUCUUUAUUUACAGACAAAUGUUCAACAGGAAGAAAUGUUUCAGGACGAAAUGAGUGAUUUUGAAGAUGAUGAUGGAGAUGAAGAGAUGACAAAUAAUGAACAGCUAUUCGAUGAACUAAGUGAUUAUGAAGACGGUGAUGAAGAGAUGGAGUUUGGAGAGGAAACUAGUAUUCCUGACGACAUAGUGGAUUUUAUUUUUUGA